UCUUUUUGGCAGGGGGGAGUGAGAACUCUAAAGUCUAAACGAAACAAAAUGUCUGCCGAAAACAGGCUUUUGUCAAAGUUUAGUGUUCUUCCUGUGGACAAAUUCGAGGGAGAAUGUCCUUAUUUCCGACAACCGAAGCAAGUGGGUUGCUUCUCUUUAGACGAGCAACGAAGAUUUCUGGACAACGACAGUCGGCUAAGGUAUUACAACCCACCAGAAUUUGUGAACUUUGAUCUAGGAGUGGGAUAUGAGGAUUUUAUACGCAGAGACGAAGAUAAGAAAGAUAGACUGGAUGACAUGUUAACGUGGGUUAAAAAGCACCCUGAGAAGUUUGCAUUGAGUGGAAAUACCUCGAAAAACGACGUAUACUCUCACUUCUCAAUUAGUCUGCAUACAGAUUUUAUCACAUGGAGAGGACACAUGACCAAGCUCCUGUGUACCCCUUAUGAGAGAAAGGAACCAUGGCAAAUGGCUCUGGCCUUGCACAAAGGCACAAUUUAUAUGAGCGAAGUUGAAACGAACGAAGCACGCCAUCGUAGGCUGGACCAAUCGGAACGUCAGGACAAAAUGUGUUACUGGGGUUACAAGUUUGAGGAUUACGUCACUUGUUCCAGGGAGCCAUCAAAACCGAAGGAAUUUAGCUCGCCCAUAAACAACAUUGAAGCAUUCUGUUCGGUUGUGAGAUCACGGUUGGAUAAACACUCUUUGGUCUUUGGAGCCGAGGUUGACUGUUGUGUCAAAACUAAUUCUAAAGGUGGGAUGCCACCAUCUAAUUAUAUUGAAUUGAAAACAAGCAGGAUUGUUGAGAACGACCGGAUGCAGUGGUCAUUUGAACGAUACAAGCUUUUGAAAUGGUGGGCACAGUCUUUUUUAGCCGGCAUUCCUAAAAUCGUUUGCGGAUUUCGUGAUGACGAUGGCUUUGUUAAGCAGCUCAAGACAUUCAAUACGCUAGACAUUCCAGGAUCGGUUGCGGAAAGUCAGAACAUGUGGGCAGGUAGCGUGUGUUUGAAUUUUUGUAAUCGGAUGUUGGAAUGGGUGAAAGGUGCCGUAAAAGAUGAGAAUGUUGUGUACAUGUUACAUUGGAGAGAACCAUUCACGCACAUAGAACUGGAGUUGUCAAAGAAACAAGAUGACAUCUUUCUACGGGACUGGUAUCUCUCAUGAAGAAUCUACCCUCAUGUAUAUAUAUUUGAGACCAGAAUUUUUUAAGGUUACGAAUUUUAAGAUAUUUAUAAUGAAUAUAAUGAUAGUGACAGUGUUUUGUGUCAAUAAAUUAUUCUUAAUAUAAUUGGGA
Molecule: messenger RNA, 1294 nt
Organism: Dendronephthya gigantea
Lineage: Eukaryota; Metazoa; Cnidaria; Anthozoa; Malacalcyonacea; Nephtheidae
Product: decapping and exoribonuclease protein-like
Exons: 2
Coding region: 49-1164 (371 amino acids)
Biological process (GO): NAD-cap decapping; nuclear-transcribed mRNA catabolic process
Cellular component (GO): nucleus; cytosol
Molecular function (GO): mRNA 5'-diphosphatase activity
Source: RefSeq, a predicted model, not a curated record